This is a messenger RNA of Sarcophilus harrisii (Tasmanian devil), 1809 nucleotides long. It is a transcript of the gene TYMP, whose product is annotated as thymidine phosphorylase. The transcript is spliced from 10 exons. Gene Ontology annotation, biological process: pyrimidine nucleobase metabolic process; pyrimidine nucleoside metabolic process. The record is from RefSeq and is a predicted model, not a curated record. Bases 251 to 1654 code for a protein of 467 amino acids. Lineage: Eukaryota; Metazoa; Chordata; Mammalia; Dasyuromorphia; Dasyuridae. Gene Ontology annotation, molecular function: pyrimidine-nucleoside phosphorylase activity; 1,4-alpha-oligoglucan phosphorylase activity. Gene Ontology annotation, cellular component: cytosol.
GAGACGGGGACCAAAGAGAAAGGGAGCAGAGGGGACUGGCUGGGAGAGGGAGGUAGAAAGAGACCAGGGGAGGGAACGAAACUAGAUCGAUAAAGAGAGUCUGAGACGGAGACGAGAAGAGAGACGGUGGUCUAGUCGGGGACCGAGUAGCUGCGAUUGGAGGAGGCAGAAGGUAAGCCCUGAGCGGCUUCUUCGCCUCGGCAGACGGCAGGGCUGCACCUUCCGCUUUCCCUCCUGGCAGAACCCAAGAAUGGCAGCGACAGACCCGACAGGGCCAGGCUCCAGCCCCCCGACUCCCGCCUCCAUCCCGGAGCUGAUUAGGAAGAAGCGAGAUGGGGAUCGCCUGGAGGAUGCUGAGAUUCGGAGCUUUAUUCAGGGGGUGACACAGGGGACAGUGCAGGAGGCGCAAAUAGGUGCCAUGCUCAUGGCUAUCCGCUUGCGAGGCAUGGACCUGGGCGAGACGGAGAUUCUGACCCGAGCCCUGGCUGAGUCUGGGCAGCAGCUUCAGUGGCCCGAGGCCUGGAGACGGCUGCUGGUGGACAAGCAUUCGACGGGGGGAGUGGGGGACAAAGUCAGCCUGGUCCUGGCGCCUGCUCUGGCCGCCUGCGGCUGCAAGGUGCCGAUGAUCAGCGGCCGGGGACUGGGACACACUGGGGGCACGCUGGACAAGUUGGAAUCCAUCCCAGGCUUCUCGGUGGUACAAAGUCCAGAGCAGAUGCGGGAGCUGCUGGAGCAUGCAGGCUGCUGCAUUGUGGGGCAGAGUCAGGAGCUGGUCCCUGCAGACAAAAUCCUCUAUGCCAUCCGGGAUGUGACUGCCACAGUGGACAGCCUCCCCCUCAUCACAGCCUCCAUCCUCAGUAAGAAGGCUGUGGAACAACUCUCGACCCUGGUGAUGGAUGUGAAAUUUGGAGAAGCAGCCAUCUUCCCAAGCCAAGAAAAAGCUCGGGAGCUGGCCCACGCCCUGGUGGGCGUGGGGGCCCGCCUGGGGGUCCGGGUGGCGGCCGCGCUGACGACGAUGGACAGCCCUCUGGGCCGCUGUGUGGGCCACAGCCUUGAAGUGGAGGAGGCCUUGCAGUGUCUGGAGGGAGGAGGUCCCCCGGACUUGCGGGACCUUGUCACCCAACUAGGAGGAUCCCUGCUAUGGCUGAAUGGCCAAGCUCCAACCUUGACCCAGGGGAAGGCCCAAAUGGGGGCCACGCUGGACAACGGCUCUGCGCUGGGCCAGUUCCGGGCCAUGCUGGAGGCCCAGGGUGUGGCCCCCAAGCUGGCCCAAGCUCUGUGCUCGGGAUCUCCUGCCCAGCGCCAAGGCCUGCUCCCCACAGCCCCCACCAAGGACGAGCUGAGAACAGCUUCAGAGGGGACAGUGGAGAAGAUCCAGGCCCUGCCCCUGGCCCAGGUCCUCCACGAGCUGGGGGCUGGCCGGAACCGCGCGGGAGAGCCCCUCCACCACGAUGUGGGGCUGGAGCUGCUGGUGAGCCUCGGACAGCGGGUCAGCGCAGGGACCCCCUGGAUCCGAGUGCACCACAGAGGCCCCGGCCUGAGCCCGAGACACCGCCAGAAGCUGCAGGAGGCCCUGACGCUGUCCCGCGGGGAGCCCUUCGUGCCCGAGCCCUGCUUUCGGGAGCUCAUCCUGCCCCCCUCCAUGAGGGGCUGAGCCCGGGAGGGCCUCGGCGCGGCUCUCCGCCCCGCCCCGCCCCGCCCCGCCCCGCCCCGGCGCUCUGCACGCGCCUCCCCCCCCCGCCCCCGGGCUCCCUCUGCUGGGGAGCGGGCUCUUCUCCCGAAUAAAGCGCCCGUCGCGGCUCGAACUCA